AUGGGCGCAUGCACCAACCAGCCUGUCUCAGCAGCGAACGGCUCGCAGCCAAAGCCAGCCAAAGCCAACCAGGGCCGGGCAAUGCCGGUUUCAGCUUGGCCGUCGACGCCCACUCGAGCUGCUGCAUGUUGCGCAUCUGAGGCGGCCGACGACGACGACCGUGCCAGUGAUCACCACCAGGGAGCACGGCCGGCCAUGACAGCCCCGUCUAGAGUGUCGUUGUUGUUGUUGUUGUUGUCGAGGCGAGGCGAGGCGAAAAAAACUCUACGAUAUGCAGAGAUGCAGUGCAGGGCCGCGCAUCAAGCGGGCGUGGAUGGCAUCGAGUGGAUAACCACCACCACCACCACCACACGACAAUGCAUAGUAUACGGCGGCGAGACUGCCCAGACAACUUCUGAGUCGGCCAUGCAUGCAACGCAUCAAUCAGGACGACUGGUGUGCAGCAGCUUCGCCACCACGUCCGCCGCCAUGGACCCAAGAUGUGGGAGAGCCCAACCGAUGCAACGCAUGGCAUAG
This is a messenger RNA of Bipolaris zeicola 26-R-13, 516 nucleotides long. RefSeq lists its product as uncharacterized. Lineage: Eukaryota; Fungi; Ascomycota; Dothideomycetes; Pleosporales; Pleosporaceae. The record is from RefSeq and is a predicted model, not a curated record. Bases 1 to 516 code for a protein of 171 amino acids. The transcript has a single exon.